AUGGCAACUUCACUUCUGGGGGAAGAACCGAGGCUGGGCUCCACUCCUUUGGCCAUGCUCGCCGCCACCUGCAAUAAGAUCGGCAGCCCCAGCCCGUCCCCCUCCUCGCUGUCGGACAGCUCGUCGUCCUUCGGCAAGGGCUUCCACCCCUGGAAACGCUCGUCGUCCGCGUCCUCGGGCAGCUGCAACGUGGUGGGCUCCAGCCUCGCGGGCUUCGGUGUGUCUGGCGCCGCCCGCACCGGCGGCUCGUCCUCGGCGGCGGCGGCGGCCGCGGCGGCAGCGGCGGCGGCCGCAGCGCUGGUGUCCGACUCGUUCGGCUGCGGCGGCUCGCCGGGCUCCAGCGCCUUCUCGCUCACCUCCAGCAGCGCCGCCGCCGCCGCCGCCGCGGCCGCGGCCGCCGCCUCCAGCUCGCCGUUCGCCAACGACUACGCGGUGUUCCAGGCGCCCGGAGUGGCGGGGGCCGGCGGCGGCGGCGGGGGCGGCGGCGGGGGCGGCGGUGGUGGCGGUGGCGGCGGCGGCGGCAGCGGCUCCUCCGCGGCGCACUCGCAGGACGGCGCGCACCAGCCCGUGUUCAUCUCCAAGGUGCACGCGUCGGUGGACGGGCUGCAGGGCAUCUACCCGCGCGUGGGCAUGGCGCACCCGUACGAGUCGUGGUUCAAGCCCUCGCACCCGGGCCUGGGCGCCGCGGGCGACGUGGGCGCGGCCGGCGCCUCCAGCUGGUGGGACGUGGGCGCGGGCUGGAUCGACGUGCAGAACCCGAACGGCGCGGCCGCGCUGCCCGGCUCGCUGCACCCGGCCGCCGGGGGCCUCCAAGGCUCGCUGCACUCGCCGCUCGGCGGCUACAACUCGGAUUACUCGGGCCUGAGCCACUCGGCGUUCAGCAGCGGCGCCUCCUCGCACCUGCUCAGCCCCGCGGGCCAGCACCUCAUGGACGGCUUCAAGCCCGUGCUGCCCGGCUCCUACCCGGACUCGGCGCCAUCGCCGCUGGCCGGCGCGGGCGGCUCCAUGCUGGGCGCCGGGCCCUCGGCGCCGCUCGGCGGCUCCCCGCGCUCCUCCGCGCGCCGCUACUCGGGCCGCGCCACCUGCGACUGCCCCAACUGCCAGGAAGCCGAGCGCCUGGGCCCGGCCGGGGCCAGCCUGCGGCGCAAGGGCCUGCACAGCUGCCACAUCCCGGGCUGCGGCAAGGUGUACGGCAAGACGUCGCACCUCAAGGCGCACCUGCGCUGGCACACGGGCGAGCGGCCCUUCGUGUGCAACUGGCUCUUCUGCGGCAAGCGCUUCACGCGCUCCGACGAGCUGCAGCGGCACCUGCGGACCCACACCGGCGAGAAGCGCUUCGCCUGCCCCGUGUGCAACAAGCGCUUCAUGCGCAGCGACCACCUCAGCAAGCACGUGAAGACGCACAGCGGCGGCGGCGGCGGCGGCGCGGCGGGCCCCGGCGGCGGCGGCAAGAAGGGCAGCGACACCGACAGCGAGCACAGCGCCGCGGGCAGCCCGCCCUGCCACUCCCCGGAGCUGCUGCAGCCCCCGGAGCCCGGGCACCGCAACGGCCUCGAGUGA
Messenger RNA from Lepus europaeus (European hare), 1560 nucleotides. It is a transcript of the gene SP8, whose product is annotated as Sp8 transcription factor. The transcript is spliced from 2 exons. The record is from RefSeq and is a predicted model, not a curated record. Gene Ontology annotation, biological process: regulation of transcription by RNA polymerase II. NCBI's taxonomy places the organism in Eukaryota, Metazoa, Chordata, Mammalia, Lagomorpha, Leporidae. Bases 1 to 1560 code for a protein of 519 amino acids. Gene Ontology annotation, molecular function: RNA polymerase II cis-regulatory region sequence-specific DNA binding; DNA-binding transcription factor activity, RNA polymerase II-specific.